AUGGAGUCCAUUGUCACACUCCUAUUACUUUCGCCAGUUCUCGCGGCUGGUUCUCUUCAUCCACGUCUCAACAAUGGCCUGGCUAAGACACCACCUAUGGGGUGGAACACUUACAACCACUAUGCAUGCACGCCUAAUGAAACCAUAGUAUACUCCAACGCCAGAGCGCUGGUCGAUCUAGGACUCUCCUCACUAGGCUACCGCUACGUGACCACCGACUGCGGCUGGACGGUAGCUGAUCGGCUGCCGAAUGGCACCUUGACCUGGAACGAGACCUCGUUUCCAAGCGGGUUUCCCGCCAUGGGAAGAUAUCUCCACGGAUUAGGGCUGCUGUUUGGCGUUUACCAGGACUCGGGGAUCAAAUUGUGCGGGAGUCCCCCAGACCAAGUCGGCAGCUUGUACCACGAAGAACAGGAUGCGCAAACGUUCGCUGAGUGGGAGGUGGACUCAUUAAAGUAUGACAACUGCUACUCCGACGCCGCCACCAACUACCCGAAUGUCAACUAUGAGCCUAGCACAUCUCCCCGUCCCCGCUACGCAAAUAUGUCCUCCGCCCUCUCCCGCGUCAACCGGCCAAUCCUCUUCCAGAUCUGCGAAUGGGGUAUCGACUUUCCCGCUCUUUGGGCGCCUGAGCUCGGCCAUUCCUGGCGCAUCGGCAACGACAUUAUCCCCGCGUGGCGAAGCAUCUUCCGAACGCUGAACCAGGCCGUUCCGCAAACCGACUUUGCUGGGCCUGGUCAGUGGCCGGAUCUGGAUAUGCUGGAGGUGGGGAAUGGGGUGUUUUCGGUGCCGGAGGAGCAGACGCAUUUCUCGCUGUGGGCGAUUCUGAAGAGCCCGUUGAUUAUUGGGGCGGCCUUGAAAGAUGAUGUCACUAGUAUCACCCAGGCGUCGUUGGAGGUGCUGAAGCAGGAGGAAGUCGUUGGGUUUAAUCAGGAUGAGCUGGGGGUGAGCGCGAGUCUGAGGCGGAGGUGGUCGGACGAAGGGUAUGAGGUGUGGAGUGGACCACUGUCGGGCAACAGGACGGUGGUGGCGGUCAUCAACUGGAGAAAUGAGUCGAGGGAGCUCACGCUCGAUCUGCCUGAUGUUGGUCUGCAGUAUGCGGGAGUUGUCAGAAAUAUCUGGGGCAAGACUGUGGUUCGUGAUGUGCGAACGUCGUACUCCGCGACGGUGGCAGGACACGGAACGAUGCUGCUGGAGUUGCAGGAUACCGUCCCGUCGGGUUCAUAUCCAGCCAGAAUCUUUGGCAAGUCUACAGGCAGUCAAACAACCACUUUCGAGUCAAUCUACGCAGCUACUACAAGUACAAACUACACGCUGACCAUCACCUUCUCCCGACCAUCCACCGAAACCAUCACCAUCACGACCUCUUCCGGCCAAACCCUCGCGAUCUCCAGCAAAUCCACCCGAAUCGCCCUGGCCUCUGGAUCCAACACCAUCACCAUCCGCCACACCACCCCUAUCGAGUCUAUCCAGAUUACCCCACCAACAGGCACCUACUACGCCAACACAAUCUUCAGCGUUACCGGCAGCGCCCAGCACACCACCUGCGCCUCCGGCUGCAACCCCGUCGGCUCGAAAAUCGGCUACCUCGACCCCACCAGCAACGCCUACACAUGGAUCUCAGCCACCACCCCGGGAUCCAAGUACCUCGAGAUCGACUACAUCAACAACGAGGUCGGCUUCUCGUCAACCUGGGGCUGGGGGUCCAACUCGCGCAAUCUCACCGUCAGCGUCAACGACGGGGCGCCGGUGCGACUGGAGGUCCCGUUGAGCGGACGGCAUAGCGAGCUGUAUUCGCCUGGCAAGGGAUGGUGGGAUACAGCGACGCUGGGGGUUCUGACCUCUGGAUGGAAGAGGGGGGAGAAUAAGGUCGUGAUUGGGAACGAGGGCGGGGAGGAUGGGUUCCAAUCUUAUGCAGCGGAUUUUGUGGGUGUCAGGGUUUUGGAUUAA
This is a messenger RNA of Aspergillus thermomutatus, 1950 nucleotides long. RefSeq names its product alpha-galactosidase D. The coding region runs from base 1 to 1950 and encodes 649 amino acids. NCBI's taxonomy places the organism in Eukaryota, Fungi, Ascomycota, Eurotiomycetes, Eurotiales, Aspergillaceae. The transcript has 4 exons. The record is from RefSeq and is a predicted model, not a curated record. Gene Ontology annotation, biological process: carbohydrate metabolic process. Gene Ontology annotation, molecular function: hydrolase activity, hydrolyzing O-glycosyl compounds.